Labeo rohita (rohu) is the source of this 652-nucleotide messenger RNA. RefSeq names its product snaclec purpureotin subunit beta. NCBI's taxonomy places the organism in Eukaryota, Metazoa, Chordata, Actinopteri, Cypriniformes, Cyprinidae. The record is from RefSeq and is a predicted model, not a curated record. Bases 1 to 585 code for a protein of 194 amino acids. The transcript has 4 exons.
AUGGCGGUGGGGAGUUUUGGGAUGUUUCGUGUUAUAGUCGAUAUCCGUUCAUUUGCUAUGAUGAGGUACGUGUUUGUCGAUCAAAACAAGAACUGGAAAGACGCUCAGACGUUCUGCAGGCAGAAUCACACCGAUCUGGUCAGCGUGAGGAACCUGGAUGAGAACCUGCGUGUCCAAGUGUUGGUGCCGCCGGGAGCUCUGGUGUUCAUCGGCCUCUUUAAAGAUACUUUCAGAUGGUCGGAUAACAGCAGCUCCUCGUUCAGACGCUGGUCCGUCCGUGAGCCUAAUGACUCUGGAGCUUGUGUUGCACAAAGACUGUCAGAUAUAAACACGUGGGUCGAUCAGAACUGCAAUGAUACGAGACCGUUCGUCUGCCAAGACGGAGAGAAGGUGCAGAUACUGAGAGUGAAGCUGAAAUCAGGUCAGAAUGUGAAUGAUCCUGUAAUGAAAGUGUUUAUCAAGGAGAAGAUCCAGGAGAAACUAGUGAGUCUGGGAAUGCCUAAAGACGCCAAACUACAGUGGAGGGUUCAGUCAGACGGAGAGAUCUUCCACCUGCUGGAGAAUGACAUGAAUUCAUGGAAAUAGGACCUGACAGAUAUGAACUGACUCUUUGUAAAACAGGAAAAAAAUAUUUAUGUACAGUAAAACUAUA